Molecule: messenger RNA, 3270 nt
Organism: Lachancea dasiensis
Lineage: Eukaryota; Fungi; Ascomycota; Saccharomycetes; Saccharomycetales; Saccharomycetaceae
Source: the annotation of a GenBank genome assembly
AUGCAGGUCGGUACUCCUAUAACUUCGACGAAGUUGAAGCAGGUCCAUUCACCUCCAAGCGUCGGGAGCAGCUCUCCGUCUUCAACAAGAGCUUUCAAAAAACUAUCAGGGCCAGUUAUGACUAGAGUGAAUUCCAAAUUUCGAAGCUUUAGCGCCUCGAGCGUACUGUCGCCAAGCAGGAACCAACGACAAGCGAGCGAGCAUGAUCUACUCGUUCAUGGCGUUGGCGACAGAGAUGUGAAUGACCACGACAACCUUGAUUUUGGUCCGACCUUGAUAUCAAUGACAAAACCGAUCACCAACAUAGGGACGAGACGCAAUAAUGCACCGGCACCCUUAUCAUUCACUCAUCUUACCCCCCGUCCUACCCCUCGCAAAUCUGGAAGUAGCGGUAAGAACGCGCCAACUUUGGAGUCACCUAUGGAAUUCAGACGUUCCAAUUAUUCGACUUCUGACUGCGGGAGCUGGGUUACGGCCAGCUCUGUGGAUCCUCGAAAAAGACUCGGUUCAGCUUUUCAAGUUGACGUUGGAACGCCAAGAAGCAAUUUUGCCGUCGAACGCCCAAGCUUUAGGGACCCAUUCGCAAGUCUAUACCCGGACACAGAGUCUCCUACUUAUGCUGUUGAACUUCGAAGAAAUGUAUCUAACGCUGGAGGUCCUAAGAACUUUAUCUCGAAUAAUUGUAAUAUUUGCAAAGAAAGCCUAUGUUGUGCUUUGAAGGGUGAAAAGCUCAUGGAACUUACGUGCGGUCAUCAGUGUCAUUAUAACUGCUAUUUGGUGUCAUUUGAAGCACUUUUCUUGAGUCAUACCCCCUUCAGGUGCUCAAUCUGCAAGCAAGCUGCAAAACCGAAAGAUGAAGAUAUGUUUAGUGAGAUAACCGCUAGAAUCUUAUGUGGCGGUAUUGAAACCAAUCCUUAUGGGCUCUAUCAAGCCCUCUCUCCUGAUACAGCUAUACUCCCUCAAGCUGUAGAGUGUCCUGUCGAGGAAACUUCACUACAUCGCAGCAAAGUACAGGACUUCAGAACUCCCAAUGAUCAAGUUAUCAGAAGUUCUGAGGUGACCAGUAAUGGCUUCCGUCAACAAUUCAGAUUCGAUAGCAGUUUCGGGAAUCUGCCAUUGCCCUCUGUUUCGAGCCAAGGCAGCUCAUACGAAUCCGGAAGCUUCGCUUCGUGUAGUGAAGUUCCGAAUGAGGAAUUUGAUUUUAGCAGGCCUCGAAUUCACGUUGUUCCCCAGCUAUCGAAAUUCACUAUAAGGGAUGAUGCUGAGAACGUUGCCGUUCAAUAUGCAAUGACUGCAUAUCUUCCAAAACUGCCUAAGGCGGCUGAUAGCGCUAAGGGAUUGGGGAAGGCGGAAAGUCGCAUCAGAAAGGAAAUUGAAAUGUUUUUUAAAGAAAGCCUGAAUUGCGCUGGUCCCACCGGGACCCUGGAGAUAUUUGACGUUUUGAGGUAUUCCGAAGACGAGGAUGUAUGGCUUACAGUAAUAGUAUUCCUAUUUCAAGAGCGACUACUAUUUGCGAGUGAGGGGAGUAUUGUGAGAGAUAUUUCCAAGGAGCAAAUAUCCGAGUUACACCAGCUUGACCCGUAUACGAUAAUACUUGAUCUAAAAAGUAAGUCACUACCAGAGGUGUUUUUAGGGUGCGGAGAGGAACCCGCUGUUAUUCGCAAGUGGUUCCACUGCCUCAAAAGGAUAUACUUGUCCAAGGAAAUGCAAUAUAUUCCACUGGAGCAGCUGACAGUAAACAGUUGGGACUUACUGCCGCAGGACAUUGCUCAGAGCCUGCGUCCUAAAAAAAUUGGAAGUUUUUCUAGUAAAUGUGACAAUGUGCGCUCAAGUGUCUUUACAUGUCAUACGAAGUUCCCUCUCAAAAUCGUUUUGUGUUUCAGCAUCAUCAACUGUCAUCCUGAACUCCAUACCAAUGACGAUUGUUCGAACAUAAUAAAGUCUAAAGUUCGUCAGCUUCUGGAUUCAUUGUCAGACCAAGAUUUUAUCGGCCUAGUUGUUGUUGGUAAGGAUGGAAGUGGCCAAAUUGGGGCAUACGGCACAUUCAUUGGAAUGGUCAACAAAUCGUGGUACGGGCUUGAUGAGUUUUUGGAAAGUCUCGAGGUCCACAAUAAUGACGGAAUUUUUUUGAAUGACACCUGGGAGCUUGCGCUGGCACUUGAGACAUGCCGUAAAUUAAUUUGCACAGUAGAGGGCGAUGAAAACUACCUUCAGCAGCUGAUCUUGCUGGGCAAUGACUAUCCAAUGGAUAUGCAAAGUUCUGUUGAUAACGAUUUUCAUACUAAGCGUCUGAAGCGCGACAUAAAUCUGAUCGUGAAAGAUUUUAAAUUCAGCAUUUAUCAGUACUUCACAUGCAAUUGUAAAAUCGCGCUAGGUGCUUUCGUAAACGAUAGAUGUUACUACGUUAAAAGCAAAGCUCUUAAAUACAUGAAAGAUGCACAUCUCAAAGACUUGAUUCAUAGCCUACACGAACCUGCGAUUAAGUCAUUAGCUUUGACCUUGUCCAGUGUGAACAACGCAGUUGCUCAGUUUUCAGCAGCAGAGAAGGAUGGUCACUUGCUCGGUUUAGCAAGUGCUCAGACAGAGCUAGACCUUGACCUUGGAACACUGCGACAAGGGGAAGUCAAAACCGUUUUAUUUGAAGUUCGCCUCAAUGUAGCAAACUUGCGGCACUUUUUGGGAAACUCCUCUCCAUCUCAAAAUACGGCAUCGUCUACAUCGCCAUUACUCCAGUAUCAUUCGCAAUGGUAUGAUGGAUCGGGUCACUUGGUUUCUCAAGGUUUUGCUUUCGGGUGUGACUUCAGGUUUGGUCCAUCGAGCACAACCGCCCCACCAGUGUACUCGCUAAAGUUGCCGUCUGACACCUCCGCAAAUGAGCGGCAGGAAAAUGGUCUAGAAGAGCUGAAUAUCUCACUGGCACCUCCAUUAUCUGCAUCGCGCGACAUGUUUUUCGCCACACGUCAGAUGGAAUUGACUGUGGUGGAAACUCUGAAUCGCGCCUUGAAUGAGCCUAACCUAGAUAUAGUGUCCGCUCUUAACCAUCUGAUAUCCAUGGUUUUUUGCAUCAGCAGAGAUUGUGUUUGCAAUGACUCCUCUUUCUAUCGAUACGUCAAUGCGAAUCCUAUUGGUCAGUACGCGGAGAAGCUCUCGUCGAAAUUACAGUAUAUCGCAGACAUGUCAUGUAGCGAAGACCGUCAGAUUAGAGCAUUGUCAAGAUGGAACAUGUGCGCACUGAGAACUCAUUUAGCGUACCAAGAUAAUGCGGUGUGA